UACUUUAAGCACAAUAAAAUGGCGACGUCUCUGGGAUCCAACACGUACAAUCGGCAGAACUGGGAGGAUGCGGUAACCAUGUUGUCCUUUGGGUUUGGGUGCCUUGGCUUUGGUAGGAGGAGGAGGGAGGCUCUGAAUCGGCCGGUCCGUUGACAUCGUCCUGCUUCGUGGCCGAAGAGGCUUCGAUCCGUUGCUCGAGAAGGGAUGUUGGGAAGCGUGCCGAGGCCGGAGCUGCUGCCCGCUCUGAGCUUCCUGUGGCAGGAUAGAGAAGCCGAGGUCUCUGGAGCAAGGCUACCUUCCUGCCCGGGUCACAUGGAGGAACCGGGCCGAUCCCGUACCUUGAUCAGUUUCCCCGGAGGAAUGAAUCGUGUGUGGCUUCCCUUUCUCUUAAUUUAGGAUUUCCCUAUUUUGUGCCAGACCUGCCUUGGAGAAAACCCCUAUAUCCGAAUGACCAAAGAAAAAUAUGGAAAAGAAUGCAAGAUCUGUGCCAGGCCGUUCACAGUUUUUCGUUGGUGCCCUGGUGUUCGUAUGCGUUUUAAGAAGACUGAAGUGUGCCAAACAUGCAGCAAGCUGAAGAAUGUUUGUCAGACUUGCCUUCUUGACUUGGAAUAUGGUUUACCUAUUCAGGUUCGUGAUGCUGGACUCUCACUUAAAGAUGAUAUGCCCAAGUCUGAUGUUAAUAAAGAAUAUUACACCCAAAAUAUGGAAAGAGAGAUCAUGAAUUCAGAUGGCACUCGACCUGUUGGUGCCCUUGGAAAGGCAACAUCUACCAGUGACAUGCUGCUAAAAUUGGCUCGGACCACCCCUUACUACAAGCGCAAUCGUCCUCAUAUUUGUUCAUUCUGGGUUAAAGGAGAAUGUAAAAGGGGAGAAGAGUGUCCUUACAGACAUGAAAAACCUACAGAUCCAGAUGAUCCUCUUGCAGAUCAGAACAUUAAAGAUCGCUACUAUGGUAUAAAUGAUCCUGUGGCUGACAAGCUCCUCAAGCGAGCUUCUACAAUGCCUCGACUAGACCCCCCUGAUGACAAGACCAUUACAACCCUGUACGUCGGUGGUCUAGGCGAUACUAUUACGGAGUCUGAUCUUAGGAAUCACUUCUAUCAGUUUGGUGAGAUUCGGACAAUAACAGUGGUCCAGAGGCAGCAGUGUGCAUUUAUCCAAUUUGCUACCCGACAAGCUGCAGAAGUAGCAGCAGAAAAAUCCUUCAACAAACUCAUUGUGAACGGCCGCAGGCUUAACGUGAAAUGGGGCAGGUCUCAAGCAGCCAGGGGAAAAGAGAAGGAACGAGAAGGAACUACAGAAUCUGGUCUAAAAUUGGAACCAGUUCCUGGUCUACCUGGAGCUCUUCCACCACCUCCUGCAGCAGAAGAGGAAGCAGCUUCUGCAAACUAUUUCAAUCUAUCUCCCAGUGGCCCUCCAGCUGUUGUAAACAUUGCCCUUCCACCACCACCUGGCAUCGCGCCGCCACCACCACCAGGUUUUGGGCCACACAUGUUUCAUGCAAUGGGACCUCCACCUCCUUUCAUGAGGGCUCCAGGCCCCAUACAUUAUCCUUCUCAAGAUCCACAAAGAAUGGGUGCACAUGCAGGAAAACACAACAAUCCCUAACCCCGCUGACUCCUUCCUUAUUUUUCUUUUGAUAAGACAUUUAAAUUUGUAGCAUAUCACAUGCACUUACAAUAAAUCUCCCUUUUUUCUGUGCACCCAGCACAGAUUUAAUCUUAUUAUUGUGUUUCACAGCAACAAAAACCGAUUCCUGUAUAAUAACCAGAAUUCUUAACCGGGGGGAAGAAAGGGUGUUUAAAAAAGAAAAAAAGAAGCAUAGCUAUGAUUUUUUUUUAAAAAAAGAACAAUUUUGCUAGAGUUACAAACACCGUACAUUCUAUUUUGCACACCCCUGAUAAGUCUUUUGGGCUUAUUAUUACUUUUAAGUCUGCUGAUUGCCAGUCAGUCAACAGAGACUGGCUCAGGUCUUGGACACACCUUCACAGC
This is a messenger RNA of Ahaetulla prasina, 1992 nucleotides long. It is a transcript of the gene RBM22, whose product is annotated as RNA binding motif protein 22. Gene Ontology annotation, molecular function: pre-mRNA binding; metal ion binding; U6 snRNA binding. The record is from RefSeq and is a predicted model, not a curated record. Gene Ontology annotation, cellular component: U2-type catalytic step 2 spliceosome; U2-type catalytic step 1 spliceosome; Prp19 complex. Lineage: Eukaryota; Metazoa; Chordata; Lepidosauria; Squamata; Colubridae. Bases 448 to 1608 code for a protein of 386 amino acids. The transcript has 11 exons.